AUGCCAGAUAAUACCCGAGAUGAAGCUCCUGCCACUGGAGGCAGAAGAUCGUCUAGACCGAUGCCAUUGCCAGGCUCCCGAGGAGCUCCUAACUUUGACAAGGAAAAACCCAUUGAGCUGUUAAGAUUCAUUGACCAAAUGGAGGACUUGUUCACAGAGCAUGGUAUCGAUGAUGAUCAAGAAAAGAAGAAACAGUUAGGAAGGUAUACGGACCAAAUGACGGAAUUUGAAUGGCGAGCAUUUGACACGUUUGCUCCCGAAAUUGAAUACAAGGAGUUUAAACAGGCGUUGAUCGAUGACUAUCCAGAGGCAAAGAAUGCUGGGAAAGGAACACUAGCAAAUUUGAGAAAAAUUUGUAAUGACCAUCAGCGCAUUGAUAUUGAUGAUAUUGUUGCACUUAAAAGCCUCACUAGAGGUUUCCGGGCAGAACAAAAAUUACUCUUGGUGCCACCUGCCUUGCUUUCCCGAGAUAAAGGAAAAGCUGUCGAUGGAAAAGAACACCGUCCAGAGGAUCCAUAUGCUAUCCUAGAUGUAAUUGAAAUGGCUGAGACUAUUGCAGGACGUGCACAAGGGAUAAGCUCUUCAAGUGAUACCUGGGUUGGUGUCAAUGCGACAGAAACACGGACGACACGAGGGCAUCACACGCAUACUACGCCAGUACAUAGUGUUAAGCUAGAAGAUGAUAUCCGAGAAUUAAACCAGAAAGUUGCGUUACUCAUGGAUAAAAUUACAUCGAGUGAAAAAGCACAAAUGAGUGCCUUCCAAGCAUCAAGACAAGAAAUGAACAAAUUAACUGAGACGUUAAUGACCCAGCAUGUUACCUCAGCACCCACCAUGAGGCAGACACAGCCUACUUGGAGAAUGGGUUCAGACGGAUGCUGGGAAGAACAUAUUAGAACAGGAAAAAUUAAAAUGUCCGGUCAUAAGAUGUUUUUCGCGCUCACAGGACAACCAGUACCUAGAGGAACAAAUGGGAAGUCUGCUAAAAUGAUUGUUGAGGAAGCUAGCAAUAAAGAUAUGAUGGCGCAAAGCAAUAUGUUUGCAUCACCUGGAGAAAUUUACACCCAGAACAGCAGAGAGCCAGGUAUCGUCCAGUUGGGAAUAGAUGCUCGAGUUAAAUCAGUAUACACCAACCAGAUUAGAGAUUCGAGAGAUGAUAUGUUAGAUAAAAUGGCUACUCGAAUUGAUACACUGUUGGGUAAUAAGGUGCCGGCACAGGUGGCACGUCCAUCGGCACAAGAAGUUGACAUAGUCAACAAUAUGAAAAACAUUCUGUCAUAUUUUGAGGGACAGCAAGGUCAAGGUCAAGAAGCUGCAAGUUAUGUAGCUACUAGACGCAGUCAAGCUGAUACUCAGGAACAGCAGGGUUUCUUGUAG
Molecule: messenger RNA, 1377 nt
Organism: Laccaria bicolor S238N-H82
Lineage: Eukaryota; Fungi; Basidiomycota; Agaricomycetes; Agaricales; Hydnangiaceae
Exons: 3
Coding region: 1-1377 (458 amino acids)
Source: RefSeq, a predicted model, not a curated record